Messenger RNA from Moesziomyces antarcticus, 1881 nucleotides. RefSeq names its product gamma-glutamyltranspeptidase. Gene Ontology annotation, molecular function: glutathione gamma-glutamate hydrolase. NCBI's taxonomy places the organism in Eukaryota, Fungi, Basidiomycota, Ustilaginomycetes, Ustilaginales, Ustilaginaceae. Gene Ontology annotation, cellular component: plasma membrane. The transcript has a single exon. The coding region runs from base 1 to 1881 and encodes 626 amino acids. Gene Ontology annotation, biological process: glutathione catabolic process. The record is from RefSeq and is a predicted model, not a curated record.
AUGGUUCGCAACGACUCGCGAUCCAAGCUGACAGUGGCAGCUGCCGCUCUGCUGCUCUGUGGCCCCGUCUCGGCAUGGCCACUGCCGCAUCUCGAGCGCGAUGCGCUUCCGUCGUUCUACGGCGCCAAGUCGCAGGGCCAGUCGCCCGAGUUUGGCGUGUACGGCACGCACGGUGCCGUGUCAUCCGAGGUGGACGUCUGCUCCAACAUCGGCGCCGAGCUGCUCAAAGCCGGCGGUAGUGCUGUCGACUCGGUCAUCGGUACGGCACUCUGCGUAGGAUCGAUUGCCUCGUACCACUCGGGUCUCGGUGGGGGUGGUCAUGCGCUGCUGCGCUCGCCCGUUUCGAGCGACGAACGCACCAACCAGCGCCGCGCCACCCACGCAGACGCGCACGCCAAGAGCGCCAACUACAUCCACGUCGACUUCCGCGAGAUGGCGCCCGGCGCUGCCACCGAGGACAUGUACUCGUCCAACCCGGUGCGCAACGCCUCGCUCUACGGCGGCCUCGCCGUCGGCGUCCCCGGCGAACUCAACGCCUGGUGGCACCUCCACCAAAAGUACGGCAAGCUCAACUGGGCCACAGUGUUUCAGCCCGCCAUCCAGCUCAACCGCAACGGAUUCAAGGUCACCACCGAGCUCGCCGGAGCGAUCAACACCACCCAGUACCCCUUCUUGUGUAGCGAACCGCUGUGGGGCGAGGUGUACUGCGCCAACGGCACUGCGGCAGGACUGGGCGAUACGAUCAAGAAGACCCGAUUCGCAGACACGCUCGAGUUGAUCGCCAACAAGGGUAUCAAGCCGUUCUACUCGGGUGAGAUCGCCAAAGACAUCGUCGAUACCAUCCGCAACAACACCGUGCUCAAGGGUAUCAUGACGCUGGAUGAUCUGGCCAAGUACAGCGUCGAGUUCCGCCAGCCGCGAUCCGUGUCGCUGCGCGGUGGCAAGUACAAGCUGUUUGGCACGGUGGCGCCGAGUUCGGGCAGUGUGGUGCUGUCCACGCUGCAGACCGUCGACCAGUUCCGCGCGGACGGUGAGGAGCAGCUGGACAACGUCAACGUCUCCACGCACCGAUUCAUCGAGGCCAACAAGUUCUCCUACGGUGAGCGCACCAACUACGGCGAUCCAGCUUACGUCAAGAACGUCUCGCGCCUCGAGGGCGAGUACCUCCAGCUCGGCUUUUCGCAGCAAAAGAAGCGCAAGAUCAAAGACGACCGUACCUUCCCCACGGCGUACUACAUUCCGGACAACCGCGAUGCCGAGGUGUUGAGCGACCAUGGCACGUCGGCGAUUACGGUGGUGGAUGCGGACGGUAUGGCCAUCUCGCUCACCACGACCAUCAACACCUUCUGGGGCUCGACGCUCAUGACGCGCCACGGUUUCCCGCUCAACAAUGAGAUGGACGACUUUUCGUCGCCCAACGCCUCCAACUUCUUUGGCUACCUCCCCACCGCCGCCAACUUUAUCCGGCCGGGCAAGCGGCCGCUCUCGUCCAUCUCGGCGGUGAUUGCGGAAAACGCGGCGACGGGCGAACUCAAGCUCAGCCUCAGCUCGGCGGGUGGGUCGAGGAUCAUCACCGCCGUAACGCAGGUGGCGUACAACGUGCUCUUCCGCCGCAAGGAUGCUCAGGAGGCCCUGGCCGAGCCGCGAUGGCACGACCAGUUGAGUCCCAACCAGACUACGGUCGAGAGCUUCUCGCCAAAGGUGCCCGGGUUUCAGGGAUUCAGCAACCAGACCGCUGCGUUUUUGGAGAGUGUCGGGCAUAAUGUGACGUGGACGCCUAUUGGAAGCUCGACGGCCCAGGCGGUGCAGAGGUUCGCAGACGGCAAUCUGCUCGCUGCUACCGAGGUGCGCCAGCUCGCCGCCAAGGGCGCCGCGUUCUAG